ACCACCGACGCCACAGCUUUCUUCAUACGGUCAACGCCACAGCUUAAAAAUAAUUGCACAGACAGAUAGAAAGCAAACACAAAAUAACAAAGCUCCAUUAAAUAUUAAAUUAAUUGUACAAAACCUGGAGGAAAUUGAGAGAGAGGCCCAGAAUUUUCAAUGGAAGAUUUCAGAUCUAAGUCUUUUGGCGAUGGAAGAAUGCAAUUACAGACAUAUAAUGGCCAUGGAGCACUGGGACCCGCAUCAUCAUCAUCAACAGGCGUGAGUGGCAUGCAAGAUCUCAGAUGCUACAGUGCGUCUUAUGCAUCUUCAGCUUACCCAAACCAAACCCAGAUUGGUAAUACCGAUGUUAAGUUCAAAAAGGGGAAGUCAAUGAAUGGGUCGGUUUCUAAAAACUGGAGCUUUAAUGAUCCGGAGUUGCAAAGGAAGAAAAGAGUGGCUAGCUAUAAGGUUUACACUGUAGAAGGGAAAGUUAAAGGGUCUUUGAAGAAGAGUUUUAGGUGGCUCAAGGACAGGUACAGUAGAGUCGUUUAUGGCUGGUGGUGAUUUCUGAAUUUAACUUCUAUUCUUCGAUUUUUCUAUGUUAUGUUUUUGGGCUUUCUAAGCUGUGUACUGUACUGUUCUUUUCGAGUAUAUGAUAAUUGAAUGUUCUUAAAUUGGUUGUGGAGAUGAAAGUGCCUUGAUUUGGGAAUUGUGAUAAGUUUGUUGGUUCUAGAAAUAUUGUGUUCGGAUAAACAAGUUCUGAUAGGAAGCUGGGAGUUUUUUAGGCGUCUAUUCCUUUCCUGGAGUCUUAUACCGGUGUCAUAGAGCUUAUAUUUGAAAUUGAAGUCAUAUGAUUGUGAUUUUUCCUUUUUUA
Molecule: messenger RNA, 856 nt
Organism: Jatropha curcas
Lineage: Eukaryota; Viridiplantae; Streptophyta; Magnoliopsida; Malpighiales; Euphorbiaceae
Product: DUF3511 domain protein (DUF3511)
Source: RefSeq, a predicted model, not a curated record